GGACAACAAGCCCACGACAUGCUCAUCACAAGACAGGGGACUUAUGCAACCAUACCCUCUGAAUACACCUCGACUGGACACUGGAAGAGCACUGACUGGGAGGACCCCCACCGCCUACUGCUCCGGGCACUAACCCGACGGCUGAUGGGGAUCG
Molecule: messenger RNA, 154 nt
Organism: Pelobates cultripes (western spadefoot toad)
Lineage: Eukaryota; Metazoa; Chordata; Amphibia; Anura; Pelobatidae
Source: the annotation of a GenBank genome assembly